Messenger RNA from Argentina anserina (silverweed cinquefoil), 992 nucleotides. RefSeq names its product probable UDP-3-O-acyl-N-acetylglucosamine deacetylase 1, mitochondrial. The record is from RefSeq and is a predicted model, not a curated record. Gene Ontology annotation, biological process: lipid A biosynthetic process. Lineage: Eukaryota; Viridiplantae; Streptophyta; Magnoliopsida; Rosales; Rosaceae.
UUUCAGACCGGUCUGUUUCAGCAAACCAUAGCGGGAUGCAUAGAGCGCAAGGGGAAGUGCUUGCACAGCGGCAAGCUCUCCACUGUGAAACUGUGGCCGGAGUUCACCGGAAAAAAAGGAAGGUACUUUGACUUUCUGUCAUCUCUUAUUCGAGCUUCAAUCGAGUUUGCUGAGGAUUCGCCUCUCUGCACUAGUCUAUGUAAAGAUGGGGUUCGGGUUCUAACUGUUGAGCACUUGCUAUCGGCUCCGGAAGCUAUGGAGGUUGAUAAUUGCAGGAUUGAGAUUGCAAAUUCGAAUCCCGAGGACUGCAGUGUGGAUGUUCCUAUCUUUGAUGGGUCAGCAAGUGAGUGGGUGGAGGCGAUAGAAGGAGUUGGAUUGCAAGUCGCAACUGUAUUUACUCUAUGCAAUUGUUUAGAAUUUAUAUGCACUUGCUUAUGCGAGUUUUGGAAUUUGUGCAACUCAUCGGGAAGAAAAUGUUUUGAAGAUGAACCUUGUCGUCAUAAGGUCUUAGAUCUUAUUGGUGAUGUUUCUCUCUUUGCAAGGUGUGGUAGCCAAGGGCUUCCUGUGGCACACAUAGUGGCUUACAAGGGUGGCCAACUGCAUUCUGAUUUAGUUCAGCGCCUAUCAGGAAUUUGUUAGAAGGAUCAUGCAUUUCCUUUGCUCGUCUUGAAGUCAUUGUGGAAAACUAGCACAUCUUCCCAGUCAUAGCUUGUACAAGAGAGAUUGCUUCCGUGGAUAUGAGCUUAUAAAGUAAGUGUUUAAUGGCUUAAAAAUGUGCAAACGGCAGUAUCCUAACCAGAAAGUUGAUUUAGAAAUUCCUGUGGCUUCAGCAAGUGGUGUAGAAUAGAGUGGUAGUGAAUAUACGAAUGAUCCUGUUUAUAACGUGUGUCAUAGAUUCUAGUGCACAUUUCAAUUGUCAUUUUUGUGUUCUGUCAAGAAGUCUGAGCAUGGACUAAACUUUUAAGUUUUAACCUUAAAUAUGGUUCUGCAAA